This is a messenger RNA of Baudoinia panamericana UAMH 10762, 855 nucleotides long. RefSeq lists its product as uncharacterized. The record is from RefSeq and is a predicted model, not a curated record. The coding region runs from base 73 to 666 and encodes 197 amino acids. The transcript has 2 exons. Lineage: Eukaryota; Fungi; Ascomycota; Dothideomycetes; Mycosphaerellales; Teratosphaeriaceae.
AUAAACACAUCUAAGCAAAGUAGCAUUGCAACUUGAACACUUUAGCCAUCGACUCACCACCGCUUAACGAAAAUGAUUGCAGACAAGGCAGAUCGGCUCCGCGUCGCCUACAUCGUCCUUCGCAGCAUUCAGAUCGCCACGUUGAUUACUGUCUUCAGCCUCAGUCUCGCCAUUGUUCUCGCAUACAAUGGCACUGAUCUGGAGGGCAGUGCCAACCAGAUCAACAUCCCUAUCAUGGGCGUCUCCGUGUUCGGUACCCUUGUUGCAAGUCUCGGCUUAGUGGUGCAAUCACGUAGCUACAGGGCAGCCCGGCUAUGGCAUGUCAUCACCAUCUACGUCGUGGACAUACUCGUAGCAAUCUUGCUUGCGUGUGGCACCGGUUGGACAUUGUACAUCGCCUUUGCGAUUGGUAACUGGUACUGGGAAGGUCAAUGGAUCUCUGGCCGAUUCGCAGAUGCCGGCAUCAUGCUAUUCGCUACGAUGUUGGGGAUUAGCUGUGUUGGCGUUGGCGCCGCCUUGCAAGCAGAGCAUAUGAGGUCUGACACUGCUAUGUUGAACGCGCUGCGGACCGACGAACUUCGCCAUGCGCGCCGCAACACCUCUCGCCCAACGGAGGCGAAGGUUGUAUUUAAAAGCACGGAGGAGAAGAAGGUCGAGAAAUACUGACCGAGGUCAUGGGUGGGCUAGAAACACACUAAGGUCGAAGAAGCAGAAGGGGGCGCCUGACGGUGCUGGAGGACUGCUUUAGUCCGGGGCGCUUGGGUCUGUCUCCCAAACUGGGAAGGUGGCCUAUGAUCAAAAACAUAUGUAGGUAAUGAAGAAAGAAGGCACGUAGCCUGCGAACGAAGCGAUGCG